Messenger RNA from Austrofundulus limnaeus, 2760 nucleotides. It is a transcript of the gene cyld3, whose product is annotated as cylindromatosis (turban tumor syndrome) 3. NCBI's taxonomy places the organism in Eukaryota, Metazoa, Chordata, Actinopteri, Cyprinodontiformes, Rivulidae. Gene Ontology annotation, biological process: protein deubiquitination. The record is from RefSeq and is a predicted model, not a curated record. Gene Ontology annotation, molecular function: cysteine-type deubiquitinase activity.
UCAGUCAAACCGCUUCCUGCUUCACGGUGCGAUUUGUUGUUGAUCGGAGCUCCUAAGUUCGAGCGUGAUGGUCGGAGUUGAAGAAGUUGACCCCCAGGACAGGUGAACGGAAGUAAACACUGAAGCCCUCCUGUCGCUUCUUUCCGUUUAAAAACGUGUUUUACUUGUCUGGGUCAGAGGAACCUAACUCCACCGAGAAGCAGCCGCGGGUUCAAAGCCCUCAAAGAUGUCAGGAGCUCACGAGCUGGGCAGGAAGCGUCGGCCCUUUAAAACCUUCGUCAUCUCGACCGACCUGCGGGUCCAGGAUGAGCUGGAAGGAAACAUCCUCCUGCUGCGGGGCUUCAUCUGCCAGGAACAAGAGGCUGGGAAGAGCAGAGGGGACCACCUCUGGGUUAAGGUGAUAGACAAUGAAGUCAUGAUAAAAAUUGAGAAGAAGUACUUGCUGGAAGUCUCAGCUGACCUAAUUAGCCUGGUGGAACCUGUGCAGGAUCUGGAUGUCCGACUAAACCUUCUAAACAAUCCAGAAAACCUUCGACAUUUGGCGUCUCUGCCAAUCGGCACCCAGCUGUGGGUCCAAAUAGGCCAACAGGAUGAGCUGGCAGAAGCAGAGCUCAAGUUUAAAGGGCCUCUGAGCAGAGGGAGCAGCGCUGUGAUGUUUGGGGUGGAACUGAAGGGUUCAGCGGCGGGCAAAGGAACAAACAACGGCUCGUAUAAGGGGUACCAAUACUUUAAUUGCCCUGAAGCCUGUGGCCUCUUCGUCCCUCUCAGUCACAUACAGGUUCGUMAUCGGUCCUACACCGGGAACUCCAAUUCACCUGUAAAGCUCCGCAAUCGUGACAAACACCGCAGCAGCCGCCACCCUACCAGUAAGCACCGUGGCAGCAAUGAUAAUCUCAAUCAACAGCAGCAGCAGCAGCAACAGAUUCACCAGCAACAAAUCCAGCAGCAACUUCACCAGCAGCUGCAGCAGCAUCAACAACAACUCAAACGUUACGUUAGUAUCCAUCAGCCUCUCAACAGUAGCCCGUCUCAGCCACUCACCAUACUCUCACGAACUACUGAGUCAGCACCCAUCAUGCCUUCUAACCACGUCCGAGGCCCCACGUCACCUCUGCCGUUCCACAUCGGCCAGCGGGUUUGUUUCCCCCACGAGGACACCGUCUGCAAAGGCGAGGUGCGCUUCUGUGGCCCCCUGCCUGGCCGCUCCUCAAUGGGAACGUAUGUCGGAGUCCUUCUGGACACUCCUGAUGGUAACUGGGAUGGAGUCUACAAUGACCAGAAACUCUGUCAUAUUCCUUCUCAACUGUAUGGACAACUCCUGCCAGCCAGCAAGGUUUCUCUAGAGGAUAAAACUUUGAAUCACAACCCUCUUCAGCAAGGCCCAAAGUCCAUCUUAAAGCCAGCAUUGCCCCCCAUCCCUAAACCAACCACAUCCUCACCAUCUACUGCUGCUCCUAAGAGCGCUCUGAUACCUCCUGGCAAAGCAGCUCUCAAACCUCCUCCUCUGCCUCCACCAAAACCCGCCAACAAAGUCCCAUCCGUUCCCCCGUUACCGCCUCCGAAACCCCGAAGCCCUUCGGCGGCAGCAUCUCCCGAGCACACAAACGGCAUCCACAGCCCUCCCUCACCUCUGAGAACUCGAGAAAACGGUGAGAGCGCAGAGGAGRAUGGAGAGACAGGACUGGGCAGUGAGCUGGAGGUGGGCUCGAUGGUGGAAGUAAACGACCCGCCUCUUUUUGGGGUUGUCCGAUGGAUCGGUCUGAUAGGUGGAAUUCCAGAACCAGUGGCUGGGGUCGAGCUGGACCAGGAGCUGUCUGCUGGAACAGACGGCAGUUACCUGGGUGAACGUCACUUUCGUUGUCCGCCCAACAAGGGGCUCUUUGUCAAGUUACGCAACUGCAGGCGGGACUCCAGGUUUCCCGCCCCCGAGAAGCCUGUCAAUCAAGUGGAGCGAUGCAACUCUAUAGCCUUUGCAGAGUGGGGUAGUGAGCGCRUGGAGGAUCCCACCCCACCUUUGGAGGGGGAUGAGGCCCGGCAGCUAUACGUUGGCUCCAAGAAGGGUAUCCAGGGUCACCUGAACUCCUGCUACCUGGACGCUACACUCUUCAGUCUGUUUUCCUGCUGCAGUUCAGCAGACYGGUUGUUGUUUUGGCCGUGUGACUCUGAAACUGAAAAACGGUCCAAACACGCUCAGGACCUGCUCCGCUGCGAGAUCGUCAACCCUCUCAGAAGGUUCGGUUACGUGUGCGCCAGUAAGACCAUGGCUCUGCGACGACUGCUGGAAGCUGCCAACAGCAACAUGGGCUUCACCAGCCAGGAGAAAGGCUCCUUCCUGUCUUCUACUSCUCAUGCCCAGGUUUGGAAGGGACUUUAAAAUGUUUGACGCCAUCUUGCCCAGCCUCACUCUGGACAUCACAGACCUCCUGGAUGACACUCUGAGACAGUGCAGCAUCUGUCAGUCUGUAGCUGAGUGGGAGUGUGUUCARUGUUACGAAGACAUGGACAUCACUCCAGGACACCUUAAACAGUACUGCCAGACCUGCAACACACAGGUUCACAGCCACAGAAACCGGGUGUCCCACAACCCCAUGAAGAUAAAGGUUCCUGAGGGCCAGUGGUCGGGCCCCCUGCACUACACCCGCCAGCGUAUGUCCCUGUUUGCUGUGACGUGCAUCGAAACGAGCCACUACGUGAGCUUUGUCAAGAACGGACCUCAAGACACAGACUGGUUGUUUUUUGACAGCAUGGCAGACCGAGAAG